Molecule: messenger RNA, 1842 nt
Organism: Cynara cardunculus var. scolymus (artichoke)
Lineage: Eukaryota; Viridiplantae; Streptophyta; Magnoliopsida; Asterales; Asteraceae
Exons: 8
Coding region: 141-1673 (510 amino acids)
Molecular function (GO): DNA binding
Source: RefSeq, a predicted model, not a curated record
CUCUCUCUCUCUCUCUCUCUCUCUCUCUCUGUGUGUGGGUGUGGGUGUGUGUGUGUGGGUGGCUCUCAUCCCCUUCGUUCAACAUCAACCUACACCUGCAACCUUUUAUGACUCUGAAUCCCUGACUGAAUGACCUCCUCAUGCCUUUAUUAGAUAUUGCUACUCCACAGCCUUCCUUCAGGAACACCCUCUAUUCUCUUGGAUUUCAAACACUUCCUCAUGUUUCUGCCAAUCCUAAGACUGCCCCAUGGAGAUAUUUCCACAAGCCUACCCGAUUUAUUAUCAACCCCCUACACGUUUCUUCUGCUCCUCUUUUGAUCAAGGCCGUCGCUACCCUUGAACCUAGGUCUUCUCUUAAGCAAAAUGGUGACGCACAACACCUCCCCAUUGAUUCCCCCACAAAUCACAACCAAUCACCCCCAAUUCAAGACGACAAGGAGAUGUUGAGGCGGAAAAGGAUUUCCAAAGCUAACAAAGGGAAAGAAGCUUGGAAUAAAGGCAUACAACACAGUCCAGAAACUCGGCAGAAGAUACGUGAGAGAACCAAGAUUGCUAUGCAUUCUCCUAAGGUCAAGAUGAAACUGAUUAAGGCGGUGCAUAGUCAAAGGAAACGAAAUCCAAGUUUAGGAAAUCAUGAGACAAGAUUAAAGAUUGGGGCUGCAGUGCGACUUAAUUGGGAUAGGGGCCUUAUGAGGCGGAGGAUGAUAGCACGCUGCCAUUUUGAGUGGCUUAACUUAAUUGCAGAAGCAUCUAGAAAGGGGCUUUAUGGCGAGCAAGAGCUACAGUGGGACUCGUACAAGGUGAUUAAGGAACAGUGUGAGAAGGAACAUCGAGAGGCUAUGGAAGCAAGGAAGAAACCUAAAUCGACACCAGGGAGAAGAGUACCCAAGACCCCUGAGCAAAGGAAGAAAAUCUCAGAGGCCAUUGCUGCUAAAUGGGCUGACCCUGCAUACCGUGAUCGUGUUUACUGUGGCAUAGCUAAACACCGAGGCAAAAGUUCUGGGAGUAGAGAUCCAGCUUGGGGAACAAAGAAGAAGGAAGCUAAAAAAAUAAAACCGCAGAAGAAGAAGGAACCGAGGAUAAGAGAUUCACGGGCUAGUAAGUUGAAGACAAGUAUCAGUCCGCCUAGAUACAAGGAUCCACAGGCUGGAUACAAGUUAGAGAUGAUAAAGAGUAUCAGAGCUCAGAGAGCAGGUUCAGACCCCAAGAUUCGCGAAGCUGUAACAAGAGCAAAUGUUCUGAUUGCGGAAGCCCAGAGAGCUGCGGAGACAUUACAAGUGGCUGCAGCAAAGAAUCCGAUGGCUGAAGCUUCUUUAAUUGAAACGAGGAAACUGAUUGCAGAAGCAAUUAGCUAUAUAAAGCCUAUAGAGAUGGCUAAUACUCCAUCAUCUCCAGAUGUGAAGAGAGAAACAGAGCAAAGAGGAGUAAAUGGAGUGGGAAGUGUAGGGUUAAACAAGCAUGAGGAUGAAGAUGAGGAUGAACAUGUGGUGGCAAAUGGAAAGGAGCGAAUUGAUGUAUCAUCAUCAUCAUCAUCAUCAUCAUCAUCAUCAUCAUGGGGUUUGCAGGUGGAAGAAGAUGUUGGUAGAACGAUGGCAUCUGAGAAAGAGGGCAAAGGUAGAAGAAGAUGGGUUUGUGGGAGGCUGGUUGAAGAUGAUGAGGAGCAGCAGCAGUAGUGUUUUGUCCCAAACUACUAGUAGUAGUCGUAUAAGAUUAAAAAAGAACAUGUGAUGAGGAUUAUGAUGCAUGUUUUACUUUGUCAUCUAUUAUUAUUAUACAUGACGAAACCAUCUUCCCUUUUACACUUAUGUCUAAAUGACUGAUUACUAAAUGCUUAUCGGGUAA